Messenger RNA from Mesocricetus auratus (golden hamster), 942 nucleotides. RefSeq names its product olfactory receptor 8B12. The record is from RefSeq and is a predicted model, not a curated record. Gene Ontology annotation, molecular function: odorant binding; G protein-coupled receptor activity; olfactory receptor activity. The transcript has a single exon. The coding region runs from base 13 to 942 and encodes 309 amino acids. Gene Ontology annotation, biological process: G protein-coupled receptor signaling pathway; sensory perception of smell. Gene Ontology annotation, cellular component: membrane. NCBI's taxonomy places the organism in Eukaryota, Metazoa, Chordata, Mammalia, Rodentia, Cricetidae.
CUUCUGAGAAGAAUGACUGCCAAGAAUUCCUCUGUGACAGAGUUCAUCCUGGCAGGCCUGACAGACCAUCCAGGACUCCGCAUGCCUCUCUUCUUCCUGUUUCUAGGUUUCUACAUGGCCACUGUGGUGGGGAACCUGGGCUUGAUCUCACUGAUAGGGCUGAACUCUCACUUGCACACCCCCAUGUACUUCUUUCUCUUCAAUCUUUCUGCAAUAGAUUUCUGUUACUCCUCCACCAUCAUCCCCAAAAUGCUGAUGAGUUUUAUCUCAAAGAACAUCAUCUCACACCCAGGGUGUAUGACACAGCUCUUUUUUUUCUGUUUCUUUGUUGUCUCUGAGUCCUUCAUUCUGUCAGCCAUGGCAUAUGACCGUUAUGUUGCCAUCUGUAACCCCCUGAUGUACACAGUCACCAUGUCUUCUCAAUUGUGUUUUCUCCUUUUACUGGGUGUGUAUGUGAUGGGUUUCUCUGGAGGCAUGGCCCACACAGGAAACAUAAUGAAUCUGACCUUCUGUGCUGACAACCUUGUCAAUCACUUCAUGUGUGACAUCCUUCCUCUUCUGGAGCUGUCCUGUAACAGCUCCUUCACAAAUGAGUUGGUAGUCUUCAUUGUUGUGGCUUUUGAUAUCGGUGUGCCCAUUGCUACCAUCUUCAUUUCUUAUGCCCUCAUCCUCUCUAGCAUUCUUCACAUGCAUUCCACAGAGGGCAGGUCCAAGGCCUUCAGCACCUGCAGCUCCCACAUGAUUGUGGUUUGUCUAUUCUUUGGUUCUGGGGCUUUCAUGUACCUCAAGCCACCUUCCAUUUUGCCCCUUGACCAAGGAAAAGUGUCUUCCUUGUUCUACACCAUUGUGGUGCCCAUGUUGAACCCUCUGAUCUAUAGCUUGAGAAAUAAGGAUGUCAAAGUUGCUCUGAGGAAAACCCUUGUCAGGAGAGUAUUUUCUUAA